Molecule: messenger RNA, 315 nt
Organism: Pipistrellus nathusii (Nathusius's pipistrelle)
Lineage: Eukaryota; Metazoa; Chordata; Mammalia; Chiroptera; Vespertilionidae
Source: the annotation of a GenBank genome assembly
AUGGAUAUAGGAAUAAAAAGUAAUCUUCAGAUUAAAAAUUUAUUCAAAUCAAGGUUCCUACACCACUAUAAAAAAAAAAGGUUCCUACACCACUAUAAAAAAAAAGAAAUACAACUCUGGAAAAUUAUCAGAAGUAACUGUUUCAUCUUCUACCCUCUGAACUCCAUGUUUUCCAGGUUCUAUAAAAAAAUAGAGCUGCUGUGCUAUAGAGAUAUGUUACUGAGCACAAAUAUCUCCUCUGCAUCCUCACCCUAUGACAUAAAACAAUGCAUCACUGUUGUCUAUGAGCUCUGGGGACUAUCUUGGUUGCCCUGA